CCGGUUUCCCGGCAGGCUUUGCGCGGGGCCGCUACGGGUCCUCGGAGGCGACCGCGCGGGGCCUUCUGGGGGCAGCAGUCCGGGCGCACUGGGCGGCGAGGGCCGGACUCGGCUUCCCGACGGGCUGCGCGGCGGCCGGGUGGGUGUCGGCGGGGCAGUCCGGCGGGCAGCGGCGGUUCCGGUGCGGCACAGCGGGCGGACGAGCGAGCAGGACGAGCUGAGCGGGACCGAGCGGGAUGCGGAGCCGCCGCCGCCGCUUCCCCCGCCUCCUGAGAGUCUGAGACCCGCCGGGCCGCGCCCCCUGCCCAGGCCCGCAGUCCGAGCGUUCCGAGCGCGGACCGGGCCCAGCGCCGGCCACGGCCGCCUCCUCGUCCAGUCUCCGGCGUCCCGCCCCCUGCCUGCGCCCCCUCCCCAUGCGCGGCGCCCAUGCGGACUGAGCCCCGCCCCCCGGCCCCGAGCCCGCCGAGCGCCGCCGCCGGAGCCCGCGCCGCCCACCCGCACCAUGCUCAAGUGCAUCCCGCUGUGGCGCUGCAACCGGCACGUGGAGUCGGUGGACAAGCGGCACUGCUCGCUGCAGGCCGUACCCGAGGAGAUCUACCGCUACAGCCGCAGCCUGGAAGAGCUGCUGCUCGACGCCAAUCAGCUGCGCGAGCUGCCCAAGCCCUUUUUCCGGCUGCUGAACUUGCGCAAGUUGGGCCUGAGCGACAACGAGAUCCAGCGGUUACCUCCCGAGGUGGCCAACUUCAUGCAGCUGGUGGAGCUGGACGUGUCCCGGAAUGAUAUCCCUGAGAUCCCAGAGAGCAUCAAGUUCUGCAAAGCUCUGGAGAUCGCGGACUUCAGCGGGAACCCCCUUUCCAGGCUCCCCGAUGGCUUCACUCAGCUGCGCAGCCUGGCUCACCUGGCCCUGAAUGAUGUGUCUUUGCAGGCACUGCCCGGGGACGUGGGCAACCUCGCCAACCUGGUGACCCUGGAGCUCCGGGAGAACCUGCUCAAGUCCCUGCCAGCGUCCCUGUCUUUUCUGGUCAAGCUGGAACAGCUGGAUCUGGGAGGCAACGACCUGGAAGUGCUGCCGGACACCCUGGGGGCUCUGCCUAAUCUUCGGGAGCUGUGGCUUGACCGGAACCAGCUGUCAGCACUGCCCCCGGAGCUUGGGAACCUGCGGCGUCUGGUGUGCCUGGACGUGUCGGAAAACCGGCUGGAGGAGCUGCCUGCUGAGCUCGGCGGGCUGGUGCUGCUCACUGACCUGCUGCUGUCCCAGAACCUGCUGCGGCGGCUGCCCGACGGCAUCGGUCAGCUGAAGCAGCUGUCCAUCCUAAAGGUAGACCAGAACCGGCUGUGUGAGGUGACCGAGGCCAUCGGGGACUGUGAGAACCUCUCAGAGCUGAUCCUCACGGAGAACCUGCUGAUGGCCCUGCCGCGCUCCCUGGGAAAGCUGACGAAGCUGACCAACCUCAACGUGGACCGGAACCACCUGGAGACGCUGCCACCGGAGAUCGGGGGCUGUGCGGCACUCAGCGUCCUCUCCUUGAGGGACAACCGCCUGGCCGUCCUGCCGCCGGAGCUGGCCCACACGGCCGAGCUGCACGUGCUGGACGUGGCAGGGAACCGGCUGCAGAGUCUGCCGUUCGCGCUCACCCACCUCAACCUCAAGGCCCUGUGGCUGGCAGAGAACCAGGCGCAGCCCAUGCUGCGGUUCCAGACGGAGGAUGACGCCCGGACUGGCGAGAAGGUGCUCACCUGCUACUUGCUGCCCCAGCAGCCCCCAUCCAGCCUCGAGGAUGCUGGGCAGCAGGGGAGCCUCUCGGAGAGCUGGAGUGAUGCCCCCCCAAGCCGCGUCAGCGUCAUCCAGUUCCUGGAGGCCCCCACAGGUGAUGAGGAUGCUGAGGAAGCUGCAGCCGAGAAACGGGGCCUGCAGCGCCGGGCCACACCUCACCCCAGCGAGCUCAAGGUGAUGAAGAGGAGCAUUGAGGGGCGGCGGAGCGAGGCCUGUCCUUGCCAGCCAGACCCUGGGUCGCCCUUGCCUGCGGAGGAGGAGAAGCGGCUGAGUGCCGAGUCUGGCCUGAGUGAAGACUCUCGCCCAUCUGCCAGCACAGUCUCUGAGGCUGAGCCCGAGGGCCCAUCGGCUGAGGCACAGGGUGGAAGCCCGCAGGAAGCCACGACUGCUGGUGGGGAGGAAGACGCCGAAGAGGACUAUGAGGAGCCUGCAGUGCAUUUUGCGGAGGACGCACUGCUGCCCGGGGAUGACCGGGAGAGCGAGGAGGGGCAGCCUGAGGCCCCCUGGACCCUGCCGGGCGGGAGGCAGCGGCUCAUCCGCAAGGACACGCCUCACUACAAAAAGCACUUCAAGAUCUCCAAGCUGCCCCAGCCGGAGGCCGUUGUGGCCCUGCUGCAGGGCAUGCAGCCUGAUGGGGAGGGCCCUGUGGCUCCCGGGGGCUGGCACAAUGGCCCCCACACACCCUGGGCUCCUCGGGCCCAGAAGGAGGAUGAGGAGGAGGAGGAAGAGGGUAGUCCUCAGGAGGAGGAGGAAGAGGAGGAAAACGGGGUUGAAGAGGAGGAGGCCAGCACUGAGGAGGAGGACAAGGAGGGGCCCGUGGCUUCUGCGCCCUCUGUCAAGGGGGUGUCGUUUGACCAGGCCAAUAACCUGCUGAUAGAGCCUGCUCGCAUUGAGGAGGAAGAGCUGACCCUCACCAUCCUGCGGCAGACUGGGGGCCUGGGCAUCAGCAUUGCGGGCGGCAAGGGCUCCACACCCUAUAAGGGGGACGACGAGGGCAUAUUCAUCUCUCGGGUGUCCGAGGAAGGCCCUGCGGCCCGGGCUGGAGUCCGCGUGGGUGACAAGCUCUUGGAGGUGAAUGGCGUGGCUCUGCAGGGCGCCGAGCACCAUGAGGCCGUGGAGGCGCUCAGGGGGGCCGGCACUGCCGUGCAGAUGCGAGUGUGGCGGGAGCGCAUGGUGGAGCCUGAGAACGCGGUCACCAUCACGCCUCUGCGACCUGAGGACGACUACAGCCCCCGGGAGCGGCGGGGAGGGGGGCUGCGCCUGCCCUUGCUCCCAGCUGAGAGCCCUGGGCCCCUCCGUCAGCGCCACGUGGCCUGCCUGGCACGCAGCGAGAGGGGGCUGGGCUUCAGCAUUGCUGGCGGGAAAGGCUCCACGCCAUACCGGGCUGGUGAUGCGGGCAUCUUCAUCUCCCGCAUUGCCGAGGGCGGUGCUGCUCACCGUGCGGGCACACUGCAGGUUGGCGACCGCGUCCUCUCUAUUAAUGGAGUGGACGUGACUGAGGCCAGGCAUGACCACGCUGUCUCCCUGCUGACUGCUGCCUCCCCCACCAUCGCCCUGCUGUUGGAGCGGGAGGCUGGGGGCCCUCUUCCUCCCAGUCCUCCACCACAUUCCUCCUCACUCCCCACCGCUGCUAUUGCCAUCACCAGUACCACCACCACCAGCAUAACCACUGCCACCCCCGGGGAGCCUGGGUUGCCGAGCCUGGCCCCCAGCCUGCUGGCCGCCACCUUGGAAGGGCCAUACCCAGUGGAGGAGAUCCGUCUGCCAAGAGCUGGGGGCCCUCUGGGGCUUAGCAUUGUCGGAGGCUCCGACCAUUCCAGCCACCCGUUUGGUGUCCAGGAGCCUGGUGUAUUCAUCUCCAAGGUGCUCCCGCGGGGCCUGGCCGCUCGCAGCGGCCUAAGGGUUGGGGACCGCAUCCUGGCAGUGAACGGGCAAGACAUGCGGGACGCCACACACCAAGAAGCAGUCAGCGCCCUGCUCCGGCCCUGCCUGGAGCUGUCGCUGCUGGUGCGGAGGGACCCGGCGCCCCCGGGCCUACGGGAGCUGUGCAUCCAGAAGGCGCCCGGGGAGCGGCUGGGCAUCAGCAUCCGCGGGGGUGCCAGGGGCCACGCCGGCAACCCCCGCGACCCCACAGACGAGGGCAUCUUCAUCUCCAAGGUGAGCCCCACAGGGGCGGCCGGGCGCGACGGUCGGCUGCGUGUGGGUUUGCGGCUGCUGGAGGUGAACCAGCAGAGCCUGCUGGGCCUGACGCACGGCGAGGCGGUGCAGCUGCUGCGUGGUGUAGGCGACACGCUCACCGUGCUGGUCUGCGACGGCUUCGAUGCCGGCUCCUCGGCAGCCCUGGAGCCGGUCCCUGGGCCAUGCCUGACUCCAGCGAGCCCCUCUGGUGACCCAACAGAGAGCUCCCUCCCCAAGAUUUCCUGCCCCACUGCUGGUCCGUCACUUCCUGGACUCCAGAGCAGAAGCCCAGACUGGGAGUUGGGAUGUGAGGUGGGGCCCCAGGAGUCCUCCCUGCCAGCUCGGCCUGAAUCCUGGGAAAGCCUAGCCUCUCUCAGGGCGCUCCCAUCUCCCUUCCGUCGUCUUCCCCAUGCCAUCCCAGGGAGUCUGCAGCAGGCCUCAGCAGCGUCCAAGGGCUGUUCACCGGUGCCCGGGUGUGCAGGCUGGCUUCCCACCCGAGUGGGCGGCAGGGCCACAAGAGGGUGGGUCCUGGAGGGCCGGCACCCACAGCUGAAGCUGGGUGGAUGCCUGGGCAGGGGCACAUGUCUUCACCUGGAGGGGCCACCUGCUCCUCCCAAAGGGUGUCCCUGCUGGUCACACAGGUCCACAGGGGGCCGGUGACUGUCACCUCUCCCCACCAGCACACAUGGCUUCCUCUCCGUAACAGCCUCUGGGAUGGGGCGGCCCCUCACAUUGGUUCUGUCUUGCAAGGGAUCUCUGGGAUGGUGGCUUUCUGCCAGGCUGACAGCCACGGAGUGUGUCCUGACCCACAGCCAGCGUGGGGGCCCCCUGGUGGGAAGUGCUUUCGUAGUUUUCGCUCCACAGCUGCACGUUGGGCUUGGGGCGGGCUUGGGGCUGGCCCUCACCCACCUCCCCUCCUGUCCUUGAGGGAGUCCUGGUGGUUUCCAGGGAAGGAUUUAUCUGAGGACUGAAGCCCUGGACUAUCUGGUUCAGAGAAAAGGCCUUGCCUUGUAUUUACUUAUUUUAAGCGGAUGUCUAAACAUGUUUUAUUUGAUAUAUUUACUCAUGAAGUUUUUGUGAGAGAAAGAGAGAGCACGCGCUCCCUUGGGGAAGAGUGAGGUAUGCAGAAGGCAGGGCUAGCGCUGUGUCUGCAGCCGGCAUGCGUCCACGUGCAGCACUGCUGUCGGCCACAGGUUUCCUUGCAUCUGGCCAGGUCCCCCACGAGCCUGCCAUGACACACUGGAGGGGCAGGGGUCUCAGAUCUCACACUCUGGCCAGCGACGGACAGAGCCACCACACCCUCCCUGGUGUUGGGGGCAGAUACAGUUUCUGUUGUGUUGGGCAGGCCAGGGCCCUCGAGCAGUGGUGCUGAGAGCUGCGAUCCAGCUCCCCUUCCCCAUCACGGCUGCCUCUUUCCCGCGUCUGUCCGUCUUCCCGGGGGCUCGCUGUCCACCCCAGCACUGCCUCUUUCCCGCGUCCGUCUGUCUUCCUGGGUGCUCGCUGUCUGCCCUAGCACUGCCCUUGCCCUCUGUCGUUGCCCUGGCUCUCGUCCAGCGCCCUGGUUACUCAUCUUGGUUCUGUGGGUACAGGUGUGUUUUUCUCCAGUUCUUGCUUAUGUUUUUCUUUAAAAAAUGGGAUCUUUUGAGUUACAAAAAUCUAAAUUUUUAAAUUAAGUCUUCUGACUCCUUUAUGACUUCCGGAUUCUGGUUUUUCCCUUGGGAAGAUCUUCCCUACUGCAAGAUUACAAAAACAUUGUCCCGUUUUCUUCUAGUAUUUCUGGAAGUUUAAACAACAUACAGCUCCGUGGUCCACCUGGAAUUGCUUUGACGAGGUCUCGCUUGUCACCUAGGCCGGAGUGUGGUGGCACAAUCACAGCUCACUGCAGCUUCCGCUCCCGUACUCAAGCCAUGUCCCCACGCCCAGCCCUGGAAUUGCUUUGCAAGUAACUGGAUGCGUAGCUGUCCCCGCAGUAUUGAUCGAAUAGUCUGUCGCUUCCCCAGUGGUUUGGGGGAAAUGUGGCCUCAUUGUGUUCAGUUCCUGUGGGCUCCAAGCUCUGUUUCUGGACUUGGUCCCAGAGAGUUGUGAGCUGCUUCUGGGCCACACGUUUAAAUGUCUCACUUUGUAGCAGGUCUCACACCUAAUCCUCAUCGGCAAAGUCACCCAUUCCUUUUUCUUGUCUUGAAAAGUUUCUAUGGUCAUGUGUUUUCUCUUACAAAUGAACUUGCCAAGUUCCGUGCAAAAACCGACUGGAAUUCUGGGAUUUCACGUACAUGUAUGUAGAUACACAUUUUGAGAAAGGGCCUCACUCUGUCGCCCAGGCUGGAGUAGUGGCGCGGUCGCUGCUUACUGCAGGCUUAACCUGCCGGGCUCAAGCGAUCCUCCCCCCUCAGCUUCCCAAGUAGCUGGGACUACAGCCGCACCACCGCACCUGGCUCAUCGUUUUCUGUAGAGACGGGCUUUUGCCAUGUUACCUAGGCUGGUCUUGAACUCCUGGGCUCCAGUGACCUGCCCACCUGACCUCCCAAAGUGCUGGGGUUCCAGGCAUGAGCCCUGCGCCAGCCUUGGGGUGAUCUUUCUGUUGAGUUUUCUCUAGGGUGUCCCCAGGUGGCUCUUGCUUUCUGGUGAUUCUCAUAAAUCCUCACCUGGAUUUGUAAGUCAGCUUCACCUCGUGGCAGAAGCCCGGUCACCCUUCCCACCUCGGGCCUCUCCUGCUUCCCCUCUGCAGAGCCCCGGUCCUAUGGAGGAGCGGCUUGCUCUAGGGGACUUUGAUCUUGUAGUGUGACGUUUGCUGUAGACUUUUUUUUUUU
Rhinopithecus roxellana (golden snub-nosed monkey) is the source of this 6759-nucleotide messenger RNA. RefSeq names its product scribble planar cell polarity protein (gene SCRIB). Gene Ontology annotation, molecular function: protein binding. Gene Ontology annotation, biological process: neurotransmitter receptor transport, endosome to postsynaptic membrane; neurotransmitter receptor transport postsynaptic membrane to endosome. Lineage: Eukaryota; Metazoa; Chordata; Mammalia; Primates; Cercopithecidae. The record is from RefSeq and is a predicted model, not a curated record. Bases 503 to 4612 code for a protein of 1369 amino acids. Gene Ontology annotation, cellular component: postsynaptic membrane; adherens junction; postsynaptic density. The transcript is spliced from 25 exons.